GCCUCUGCAAAGGCCUUCAAGGACAUUGUGUUCACUGAGGAAAUAGUGUUAAACGAGGCGUGGACAGAACAAUGAUUUCAGUGGAUUUAUCAAGGGUUGUUGUCAUGUCCUAUCAUAUGCAGAAUUUCACAGGUGAAUCAUCUGAAAGACUACCUGUCCUACAGAAAGCUUCCCAAGGCACUGAGGCUUUGCAUCACUACUACAUGGAGGGAAAUGGUUUGACGAGAAGGACACGCUAUUUGUUGUCCAAGUCUUUGAAAGAGGAGAUCCUGACAGUGAUGUGUGCAGCCUUGAUGAACAACACGCUCAUGUUGAAGAACCGAGAUGUCAACUUCCUGAACGCCGUUCUCACCCAGCUGCAGUUCGAGGUCUUCCAGGAGGCUGACAUCAUCAUCAGGCAGAACACGUCCAGAGACCGCAUGUUCUUCAUCGAGCACCGCCAGUUCCUGGUGAAGACCGACUUCUUCCAGAAGGAGCUUAUUGAAGGAGACUACUUUGGAGAUCUGCCUCCUGACCAAAGGAAGCGUUUGGCAACGGUGCGAGCUAUGACCAUCUGCCAGCUCUUAUCCCUGCACGCAGACAGCUUCCAGCAGGUCCUACAGGCCUUCCCUAACGUCAGGAAAGAUCUGAAGAUGACUGCCCAAUAGCGCCAGGAGGACCUAAAGAAGGCACAACAACAGAGUGAAUCCAAACCUAAAGAUAUGCAGAGUGAAAACUGAGGAGAUAACUGAGUGAAAGGGCCUCGCACAACACCAUUCACUAACACUUAGUUUAAAAAACAAUGUAGAACGAAACAAUGUUACACAUUUUUUGUAAAUAACAUGAACAGAUGCAGGUAUA
Messenger RNA from Salvelinus sp. IW2-2015, 840 nucleotides. Its product is annotated as potassium/sodium hyperpolarization-activated cyclic nucleotide-gated channel 2-like. Gene Ontology annotation, biological process: potassium ion transmembrane transport; sodium ion transmembrane transport; regulation of membrane depolarization. Gene Ontology annotation, molecular function: voltage-gated potassium channel activity. Lineage: Eukaryota; Metazoa; Chordata; Actinopteri; Salmoniformes; Salmonidae. Gene Ontology annotation, cellular component: axon; HCN channel complex; dendrite. The record is from RefSeq and is a predicted model, not a curated record.